This is a messenger RNA of Phytomonas sp. EM1, 5472 nucleotides long. NCBI's taxonomy places the organism in Eukaryota, Euglenozoa, Kinetoplastea, Trypanosomatida, Trypanosomatidae. The record is from the annotation of a GenBank genome assembly.
AUGACUAGUAGGCGGGAAAUCGUCUCGCCUCCGCGAUGGGCCUCUCGCUGUCCGAAAGAAAUCUCUUCUAGUUCUUCUCAAAAUCAUUCAAGCCGAGGAAAGAAACCACUGCGGAGGUCUCCCUUCGCUUCCUCUCGCAUGCGAACCCUUAGAACACGUGGUGCGAAACGGGACGGUGUGGGGAUGCUCAUCCCGGAGUCUAUCCUGCAGGCACAGCAUGUGAGCUACGAUGCGUUUGACCGCAAGGUGGAGGAGUGCUCGCGUGAGAUGUUGGGAUUCACGGAGACAGCUGGAGUAAACCUAUCGAUGGAGAACGCCAGCGAUGAUAGGUGCAGCACAGGUCCCAUUAACUACGGAGCUGCUUUUGACUACAGCAAGAUAACCUUCCACGGUUGUUCUAAAGAUGCGAGGCGGCUUUCAGAAGCCACCACACCUUUAGCGAUAGUUCGUGAUUUACAUGGUAAGGGGGUAUCACACAUUUCAAUGGACAAAAAUAGAUACCCCUCGGUUAUGUGCAGCGAGCCCUUCCGGGGGCUGGAGGCAGCAUCUCAUAAUAUGGUUGCCUACGUACGGGAAACUCAUUGUCCCCCACAGACCACCACACCUUCACCUGAUGCAAAGUCAGAUACUCAUCAAGACCACGAUAUGGCGUCACGCCGUAUCGUUCAGUUAGAUAAUGGUGAAAAAAUAUCGAUCCGACGUGAUCACUUGGCAGCAGUUCGGAGGGUGGCAUUAGGUAGUCUGGAUAAUCCUACAGACGACCAGUCAUGGCUUGAUACGAUUUUGUCAACCCCUAAUGAAGCGGAGACACUAUUACAAAAGGGGAGUGGUGAAGACAGAAGAAAGUCUGACACAGGUACUGCUUCGCAACGUCGCUUUCUGAGGCGGCUCAAAAAGGCUGAGCGGUCCGAUAUGAGGCAUGGCCUAACACGCCAUCCGUGUCGAGUACAAGGUGGAGGCUGUCGCAGCAACCUCAAAGACGGUUGUAUUUGUCCAGCGCUUAGCUUUGCGUCGUUCUCGUGUGCCCCACUGAAUGUUGCUUCAACAAUGUGCCCCUAUGCGCAGUACCCCUCUGUGUGUUGUGUAGACUAUUUGAGACAUGGCCGAUGCAAAUUGGCAGAGCUAGGCUGCUGCCCGUGGUUCCAUGGCGACCCUGGUUUAAUCGACCCGCAGAGGCUUCUGGCGGAGUUCCUCAUCACGGACGAAGGCGUUGAUGAGGACGCCACAGCACUGGUUGUACAUCGUUUGCGGGAAACUUCCAGCUUUGUGGGGCUAAUCCUACAGGUCAUUGUGGAUCUGAUCAUCGUCACGAUAGAAGAGAACGACAGUCUUGAUGCUUUUCUUGGGUCAGCAGAGUCUCAAAGUAGCAUGCGCCCUCGCAGAAUUGGACUGCUACGUGAACUUCUUCAGGAUCGCCGCGUAGCUUGUCGCGGCAGCUCAGAGCAGCGGCUAUGGGAUGAAGGAAAAGAUGAAUUAUGCCAGUGGUUGAGCAUAUUUAGGGCUCCUACCUUGUUACCUUGUGUAUCAAAGGAAGUGGAAGAAGGAGGUCAACACGUGUGGUGCCUGGGCCUAGACCUGAGUGUAGUGAAGUGCGUGUUAAAUUCUAGCGCAUCUGAGACGGUCAUGCCUGAUGAUCUUGGUCUGAAGCACGACAGUGAAGCUUUUUCUGCGUGCAGCAACAAUCUCUUGCUUCGCACUUACACGGUGCAUGACCCAGUCAUCUCUUCUGUGAAUAGAGCAUUGUCUCCUCAUCACAAAGCCUCUCUCGACGCUCCUGAGACUAACGAUAAAGUUGACAUAGGAGAGAUCUUCCGGAUAUGGGGCUCCUUUUUUGCUCUCAACGCGCCAACCGCGAGUGCAGAUAUGAGGAAAGAUGUUCAAAAAGCACAGUAUAUGCAGCUCUCACCUAUGUUCACUCAGUGGGCUGUUGACGCAGCCGCACAUCAGCUUUCGCGCGCCAGAUGCUCAGCUCACGCACUGAAGCAAAAUGGUGAAAAGCAAAGAGAUACACCCUCUGAACUUUUUCGAAGUGCGGCACGCUAUCUGCUGCAGCGUCGCGUGCGAGACUGUGAGGAGUUUAAUCUUUAUUUUUCUUCUACUUGUCGAGGCUCGCCGCUACCCUCCAUUACCGAGCUAGGCCGUUUACGUUGGGCUCCACUUCUGCUUCUUCAGGACUGUGUGCGCCUAAACCACAUAUCAACUAAAGAUGCACAGCCACAAUCAAUACAUGACACCAUGCGAGGUAAGGAAUUCGAGAACACUGAACUCCCUCUCCGUGUAUUCGAAGGCGAAGUCGGGGAUGAAGUGAGCGCUGAUAAAGGUAAUCGGGUGGGUCCUUUAUUUGGCUUUCCUGCGGCUUCCUCAAGUCCUCUUAUCGACCAAACACUCAGCCCUGUGCUCCCAACAACGUUCGUGCUGGACGCCUUAGUCGGGGAGUACGUAAGUAACGAUUGGAGUGCGAAGAAAGUAGAAAUGUGGAAAGGGAGUGCCGGACACGCGCUCCAUACUGAAGCUACCACGAGUGUGUUAACACUCGCGUGGCACUCCCUCCACUCCAUCGUUCUCAAACUCGGCCUAGGUAUCCUGCAUUGCAUGGAGAUUGCAGCAGCCACAGCAGUGUCUACAGAGAUUCAGAGCGACCCACAGAAUACAAGCUCUGCCGUCGUUGCUCAGCUGUUUCCUUCCUACUACGGCAGCGACGGAAGUGCAGCAGGUCUCUUCACGUUCGUUCAGACUGCACUACUUCAUUUGGGGCUGGUACUUAGUACCACCCUGAGCAAGCGCUACGAGCGGCCUCUACUAGAUUCCGCUGGGUGGACAUCGUGGACAGGGCAGUCUAUGUUUGGCGAUGAAUUUAAGGGGUCACUGUACACUGCUGCUGGUUUUGCGCGCCAUCACCAACCUGUGAUAAUGUUCGGCUGCAUGAAUUCACUUCUGAACGGUCUGCUGCUUGUGGUGCUGCAGCGAGCCGAGCGGAUGCACGCCCUAUAUGAACGCAGUCCGGUACGACGUUUACUUUUGUUUAACUUCCUUAGCAGCGCUAAAGGUAGUGAGGCCACUCAAUGGUUUGAUCAUCAAGCAAAUCUCCUGAGUCGAGUGCAUCUGCAGCGCUUCUACAGCCUCACACGUAUGAAUCACUCACUGCGCCCAUAUAUCACCGCGUCGUUCAGCAUCUGGUCCAGCCUUCAUGACCACAGCCAGCGGGUCUCGGCGGCACGCGAGCAGGCGAUGAAAGAAUUCCGGGCAAUUCGGGCAGAGUUUGACGCAGAGAGGAGGUCAAGGAAGGCGCAGGUGCGCACCCGCAAGUAUGGCGACAGUCCCGUGGGUGCGGCCGAGGAUGACCAGGAUACUCUCCCCAUCAUGGACUUGCUGCUGCCAUAUGGCUCUGCAGCCCUGAGCGCGGCUGCAACUUCCCGCUUGUUGAUCAUCCUCCGGGAGGGUGGCUCUCCCUACAAAUCUCUCCGCCUUGCAGCGUCUGUCAUUCGUGGUGCCCGUAUGCUGCGGCACGCCGCGAGGCAGCCACAGCCGCAGUAUGUGCAGUCCACUAAGACGGUCCAUCGAAUGACAAGAAGUCGUAAGACCAAUCGAAAGCACGUCACAAAGGUGCGCGUUCCCGUGGUAAAGCUCGUCAAUGGCGUCAAUGGUGAGUGGGAUAAGGAGGGAGGCCGGUGUGAAUACCGUGCUCUUAAGGCAAUAGGGCUUGUAUAUGCGUUGAACGAAGAUGUGGUUCAUGAAGCCCUGCGUGUCAGCUUGCGUAUGAGUAAGGCCGGCCCGAAGCUGUCCGACGGCAUCCUCGAUGACUGUAUUAAGGGCGCAUUGAUCGAUUAUGCGGAGGGCCGUUGCCUCCCAGCGCCUACCCCUGAGCUGGUGGAUGCUUAUCUGUCAUGGAGUUCGCACACAGAGCCUCCCCAGCAUGUGGCAUUUUCGGUUGUACCGUAUUUACUCCAACUUCUUGGGCUGCGUGCUCAGAGGGGGGAGCAGAAAAACUCACGGCUUCUCGAGGUGGAUUACACGGCUUACGGUCGUCGAAUCCCACCGACAGCCCUAUUGCUUGAGAUUCUCGCGGUGCACACCGAUCUAGAGGAUACUGCACGUCACAGGAUCUGUCUUUCGCUGCUUCAGCAAGAUAUCCAUCGCUUCGGUACUGCUGAAGUGUGCUUUGCGAUGCAGUACCGAUUAGUGUGCUGUCGGCCCAUUCUCGGUUUGUCAGUGAUGCACCGCUUUUGGCUUCAUGCCAUCGCAGAAGCGAGCGCACCUUGGCAGCUACCCCUGCAGAAAGACACAGUCUCAGGAAUAAAAGGAUGUGGAGGUGUUCAUGGUGGCAAUCCUAGAGGUGAUGCCAGUGUGCAGGAGCUGCUUUGGUCGAAGUUACGAAGCGUUGCAGAGGAAGAAUUAGAGUCCUACGGAGGUUUGUGGUUUAGCAUGGGGAACAAAAAGCUGCAGCGAAGGACUGCCUCCAAUGCGACACCCACCACCGUUCAAGAACUUAAAGUAUAUCUGCGGGGAGAAAGUGAGCGUGAUGCAAUCCCAUCGUCGCAACAACGGGUGAGCCCCAAGGCAGUCACACCGUCCUAUGAGAGCCUUCUCUAUCAACUUUGGCUUCCCUCUCAGCCCAACGAAUGGCACCGAGUGCAACUUGUUUGGUCGUUAUGUGCGGCAACGCUCCUGGGCUUGUCAGCUAGGCAGCUUGAAGCGGCGCAUGAAACCCGUCGGUCAGCCUCACAGUGUCUUUUCUACUGUUUUGUGUCCGCGUUGUCCCUCGGCGUGGGCGCCUCAGGAGGUCCAAUGGGCAUGAACACAAGGCUGGACCAGACGGUACGGGUACUGCUGCUUUCGAGGCUGUUCUCAGACCUAGACGGCGGACACACAAGGGAAAGGGGUGCAGAACCAUCAUGUGAGUACGAAAUCAACAAGUCUUGGUCUGUAGGGGAGAGGUCUCCAUCGCGAGGCUGCGACGGACUGGUGCUGUCCUCGGCCCACGUUCCGAGGGUGCGGGGAUUGCAUACUUUUCUGGACCUUCAGCAGCGGCUCGCGAUGGAGCUUCUACCGCAGAGUCUGCAGGUUGGGGGCGUGGAAACUGUCAGACAGGGAUGGGUGCCCACUCCAUGGCAGGGUCCUGUGCUUGUGGAACUGAAGGCCUUUCUUAACACAUGGCAAAGAGAUAUCGCAGAGGAAGCCGUCCCGCCCCCCGCGUGGCAGUUGCUUCAGGCGUUGCUUGCUCAGCCCUCCCUCGCGCUUGCGUGGGUAGAACGUACCCUGCUGAGUCCUAGUGAUGCGCUUUUAAUGUGGAUAGCGGCGCAUGCUGACUACCGCGAUGAACAAGAGAUCAAAGCAAUAAUACGAUGGCUUGAGGCACUUCCCAGGCCAACCGCAACUGCACAUGCAGUGCUUGCACGAUCUAAGAAGGAUUAUGCAGUGUUGCAGCAUAAGGCUCAGCGGCUGAAAAAAAGGUUCACAAAAACUUUACAUUAA